Brienomyrus brachyistius is the source of this 1151-nucleotide messenger RNA. RefSeq names its product apoptosis-associated speck-like protein containing a CARD. The record is from RefSeq and is a predicted model, not a curated record. Gene Ontology annotation, biological process: regulation of apoptotic process. NCBI's taxonomy places the organism in Eukaryota, Metazoa, Chordata, Actinopteri, Osteoglossiformes, Mormyridae. The transcript has 3 exons. Bases 166 to 831 code for a protein of 221 amino acids.
UUCCUGAAUGGAAUGGGCACGGCCUUCCCAAAUGUGCUUUAUUGUCACUACAAUUUUACAAGGGUAUAAUGUUCCCUCAGUCUAAAGGUGAAAGUGACAGUCAUUGUUGACAGACCACAGCACACCAAACUGAAACCAAAUUAAACACUGACGGGUACACGUCCCAUGAGCAAAUCCCCGUUUCUUCUCGUUUCGUUCUUGCCAGAUGUUACACAUCUGUUGCAGCCCGUCAUGGAGAAGUCUGUUCUCGACCGCGUUAUCGAUGCUCUAGAUGGCCUCAGCGCAGACAAUUUCAAGCGAUUUAAGGUGAAACUGUGCGAACCGAGAAUAAUCAGGUAUGGGCAAAUUGAGGAGGGGUCUACAGUGGAUGUGGCACAAAGAAUAGUCAGUGUAUUUACCAAAGCUGCAGCCGUGAGUCGGACUGCGGACGUGCUGAGAGCCAUUGGCCUGAACGAAGAUGCAGAGGCGCUGGAGGAGGAAGAUGCUGCAGUCUGCAGUGCUGUAGGAGGGGAAGUGAAUCCUGGGGAGGCGGGAAAGAUGGGCGGGGCUUCAGGCCACGUGGUAAAUGGGAAACAUUUUGUUGACAGGAACAUGACUGCCCUGAUCAACAGGGUCUCCUUGGUGCCUCCGAUUUUAGACCAGCUUUAUGAAAGUGGAUUCAUGCAGCAUGAACUGUACAUGGAAAUUUGUGAUGAGAAAUCCUCCUUCAAGCAAAUGAGGAGCCUGAUGCUCAAAGUCAUCAUGCCUGGUGGCAGCCGAGCCAAAGACGAGCUCUGCAGGAUAUUAGAGAAUCAACAGAAAUAUCUAAUGGAGGAGCUGAAAGGACAGUGAAACUGUCUGGAUCGACUCAAGAAAUAAAAGGUGGCAUUGUAGACAGAUAUAGGUUAUUAUGGGGGUCUGGUAGAUGUAUGACAUGCAGCAGAGGAGAGCCUGUAACUGGCUGAAAUACCAAACUUUCAGACCCCCAAUAAAGGAUGUGUUUCCUAAACUAAAGAUCCAGGUGGUCUUUAAAAAACCCAACAAAACUCUAUAUUUUACUAUUAUGUUAAUAAAGCCAAACCAAAUUAGAGCAUUUGGAGUAGAACAUGGUAUGGAACACUUCUUUCUCAAUUGAUCUUUUCUGUUGCUGAAUAAUGAAAUUUUUGAAUGGA